AUGACCAAGCCCAAAGUUCUUAUUGUAGGAGCUGACUUAGGAGGAUUAGCAUUGACUGCUAUUCUCGAGCACGCUAAGAUUCCAUAUGAGAUCUAUGGAAAGUCUUCUGCCCUAAAACCUCUUGGAUCUGCAAUCAGUUUAGGACGAGGUGGACAUUCAUUAAACGAUAGAUGCCUAUUUAAGCAGCUGAGUAUUCUAGAGGAAAUCGAGACAAAGGCCAAACCCUAUGAAGGCUUCCAGAUAGUUAAAAAAAAAAAAUCUUUAAUCGGGUCUAUCUUGAGUACUCGCUUCUCACAAUCAUUUAUUUUUAUUGAUUUUUUUAACGGAUUUAACGACUAUAUUAUCUCACAAUCUAUCCUCCAUGAAUUCGGUCGCUUCAGAAAAGUUCUAUCUGGGCAAACGUGUGCUCUCCUAUGUGGAGAGGGUGACAGUCUCAUUGUUUGGACAUCAGGCAAACAAGUUCACCAUGGCAAUAUCCUUGUGGGUGCAGAUGGUACUUACAGCGGUGUUCGCCAAUCACUCUAUGGACAAUGA
Messenger RNA from Lobosporangium transversale, 534 nucleotides. RefSeq lists its product as hypothetical. NCBI's taxonomy places the organism in Eukaryota, Fungi, Mortierellomycota, Mortierellomycetes, Mortierellales, Mortierellaceae. Bases 1 to 534 code for a protein of 177 amino acids. The transcript has 2 exons. The record is from RefSeq and is a predicted model, not a curated record.